Messenger RNA from Salvia miltiorrhiza (redroot sage), 527 nucleotides. Its product is annotated as stress-response A/B barrel domain-containing protein HS1. The transcript has 2 exons. Gene Ontology annotation, biological process: pollen tube adhesion. The record is from RefSeq and is a predicted model, not a curated record. Bases 50 to 379 code for a protein of 109 amino acids. NCBI's taxonomy places the organism in Eukaryota, Viridiplantae, Streptophyta, Magnoliopsida, Lamiales, Lamiaceae.
UGAGCUGAGUUGACCAUACACUCAUUCUCUCUCAGAUCUAGAGAUUGUAAUGGAGGAAAGCAAGGAAGAAGUGAAGCACAUACUGCUUGCAAAGUUUAAGGAUGGCUUGUCGGAACAACAGAUUGAUGAAUACAUCAAAGAGUACGCCAAUCUUGUCAAUCUUGUUCCUUCCAUGAAGGCCUUCACAUGGGGUAAAGAUGUGAGCAUUGAAAACAUGCAUCAAGGUUUCACUCAUGUCUUCGAAUCAAGCUUUGAAAGCACACAAGGGAUUGCUGAAUAUAUUUCCCAUCCAGAUCAUGUCGACUUUGCAAACAGAUUACUGCCCCAGUUUGAGAAAGUCCUUGUUGUUGAUUACAAGCCCACUAAAGUCCUACUCUGAAUCAACACUUCGCUUCUCACUUUCUUCAAUUCAAUAAUACUCCAGAGACAAGAUUGAUUUUCUUCUCUAACUUCACCUUUGCUUCAACAUUCAUUUUCUUCUUAUCAUCAUUAUGCAAUCCACGUAAUAAAUGGACUACGUUUCUAUA